AUGCUGCUGCUGCUGCUGCUGGCCGAGGGGAAACUCCGCUUCCACCAAGGCAAGACGCUGCCGCUGCCUCCGCUGCCGCUGCUGCGGUCGGAGAAAUCAGAGUGUGUCAGAAAAACGACGCUCCUGAACGCACCACACGGCAAAACAAGCCCUUUUAUCGCCACGCUCGCGGUGCAUUGUGGGGCUUUAUGUAAACCCAACAUGGCAGCUGCCUGGGCCAGAACACUAGGUAAGGUCGGCUGGUCUCUCCUGGAGACUCCAGCAGUCCGCCGGCCCGGUACCGUCUCCUACCUGGUGGGGAAUGUGAGCGCACAUGCGUCCAGGAGGGCUUACGGAACCGGCGGCACGGGGGUCCGGUCCAAACUGCUGUUCUCUCUGCGGGGAGGUGGAGGCAGGGUCCUGGGCUGCGCCUUCCUGCUCGGUGGAGGUCUGGGUCUGUAUCAGACUGUGAAGCUCUCUGUCCAGCAGCACCUGGCCGAGGAGGAGACCAAGGUUCCAGGUGGAGGUCUGAAGUUGACUCUGUACCAGUACAAGACCUGCCCGUUCUGCAGCAAGGUGCGAGCCUUUCUGGACUACCACGGGCUGCCCUACGAGAUCACGGAGGUGAACCCGGUGAUGAGGCAGGAGAUCAAGUGGUCGGCCUACAGAAAAGUGCCCAUCCUGGUGGUGGACGACCAAGUGCAACUGAACGACUCAUCUGUCAUCAUCAGCUCCCUCAAGACUUAUUUAAUCAGCAAGGAGAAAAAAGUGUCUGAGAUCAUUCGCUGCUACCCGGAGAUGAAGUCUGUGAACGACAGUGGGAAGGAGGUGACGGAGUACAACAACAAGUACUGGCUGAUGCUGAGCGAAGCCGACACCGCUCUGGUUUACCCCGAGAAGGGGAUGCAGAAAGAGGAGAUGAAGUGGCGUAAGUGGGCUGAUGAUUGGCUUGUCCACCUCAUAUCUCCCAAUGUGUACCGAACCACCGGCGAGGCCCUGGCCUCCUUCGAUUACAUCGUACGCGAGGGCAAGUUUGGCACUUUUGAAGGUUUCUUUGCCAAAUACGUGGGCGCUGCGGCCAUGUUCCUCAUCUCCAAAAGGCUGAAAAGUCGACACAACCUGCAGGACGACGUCAGGCAGGAUCUCUACAAGGCCGUCAACGACUGGGUGGCAGCCAUCGGCAAGAAGAGGAAGUUCAUGGGUGGUGAUGAUCCUAACCUGGCGGACCUGGCGGUGUUUGGCGUCCUCAGAGUGAUGGAGGGCCUGCAGGCGUUUGACGACAUGAUGGAGAACACCAAAGUCAAACACUGGUACAGGCGCAUGGAGAGCGCGACCCUCAACCACGAGGGUCGCAAAUGAGGCCGAGACCGGAGCCGGGCUGAGCCGCGCGAGCGACGGAGGCCACAGAAACACCGAGCGCUUCCGGCCUCAGACAGACUGAACGGAAACCCUGCAGGAAGCAAAGCAUCGGGAAGCAACGAGUCCUGCUUCAGCUGUGGACAUUUCAAACGGUUUGACAGCGGUCGCUGCCGCCAUGAUUGAUUUCCUGCUCGACACGUGAAUUUAAACCGGUUCAUUUGUUAGAACGAAUUAAUUUUCACACACAUGAAAACGUUUAAUUUUACCUUUUAAUGUCCAGGCUGCUUUGUGGUGGGGCCAUAGUUUAAGAACGUCUGUGACUCUUACUGACCUCUAGUGGCGAAUAGUUAGAACUGCAGCAACAUCAAUAAAAGGUUCUGUAUCUGUUCUGCAAAUUUAAGGCCCUUAGCCAGUGAUUUUACAUUUUACAUUUCCAGGCCUUGAUUAGUGUCUGGAAAAGUCCUGAGAAGAAAAAAAAAUCAGUUUGUAUUAUUGCUUAUUAACCAUCUUAAAAAAAAAGCAACAUAUUUCAGUGGUUCUCAGCCAAAGAGUUUGAGCUUCAACACACGGAACAAAACUGGAUCUCUCCACCGUACAAAUCAGUUUCCACUUCUUCAGGUUUUUCCUCUGAAUUCUGCUCUUUCCCUUCAUAAAUAUUAACGUUUUAGUUCCAAAAUAUAUUGGAGCCCAGUCUGAGGAGAAGUUUAAAUAGGAACCAGGUUUAAACUGUUUUCUUUCAGAAUCUCAUGUUCACUUCAGGGCCCCUGUUGAUUCUUCAGAGCUUUCACAUCACAGCAGUUUUGUCUGGAAAAACUGAUUAUUUUUUAUUUUCUUCUGAGCUCAGCAGUUUUGCUGUCGAGGAGAUCAGGUUGUCUCAGUAUUUAUUUCAGAUGAUUUUUUUCGUCGGUGUAACUAAUGCAGGAUCAGUCUGGCAGUGAGGAAUCAGGAAGCUCAUCGACUGGUGUUUUUUUCUCUUUUGGGGUAAAAUAAAAUAAAACCGGAGAAGAUCUGGUGAGCUGCCAGUUUGAAUGUACUUAAUAUGCAAACUGUCAACUGCAAAUUAAUUUCUGACUUAACUGUAUUCAAAUCCUCCUAAAUGUGUAUAGUUGUAAAAAGGUAAAAUAAAAAAGGAAACCUGGG
This is a messenger RNA of Toxotes jaculatrix (banded archerfish), 2478 nucleotides long. RefSeq names its product prostaglandin E synthase 2-like (gene ptgesl). The transcript is spliced from 8 exons. NCBI's taxonomy places the organism in Eukaryota, Metazoa, Chordata, Actinopteri, Toxotidae. The coding region runs from base 1 to 1338 and encodes 445 amino acids. Gene Ontology annotation, molecular function: prostaglandin-E synthase activity. The record is from RefSeq and is a predicted model, not a curated record. Gene Ontology annotation, cellular component: mitochondrion.